ACACGUCCGUAAACAUCAAACCUCCCCUCCCCUCUAAACGUUGCCCAAAUCGCGCUUUGCGUCACGAGCCGCGUCCGCGUAUAAUUAAAACCAUAUUGAGAAAAACGUAAAUACGACCCAAGUUCCUCCCUCGGUCUUCUGCAGGCAGAGAGCGCGGAUCUGUACGAGCAGUCUGAAGUUGUUGCAGCUCGUUUUGAAGUUGAAAUAUUAUUAGGCUACAUCAAUAAACACCGCACAAUGGCUGGUCUUAAGUACAUGAGUGGUUUUGGCAACGAGUUUGCCUCUGAGGACCCUCGCUGUCCGGGAUCUUUACCUGAGGGACAGAACAAUCCACAAGUGUGUCCAUAUGGCCUCUAUGCUGAGCAACUCUCUGGAUCUGCCUUCACCUGCCCACGGCCCACCAAUAAAAGAAGCUGGCUGUAUCGCAUUUUGCCUUCUGUGCGUCACAAGCCCUUCACUGCAGUGAACUGUGGAAAUCUGACAGAGAACUGGGAUGAAGUGGAGCCUGAUCCUAACCAGCUUCGGUGGAUGCCGUUUAACAUCCCCAAAACAUCAGAAAAAAAAGUGGAUUUCACAUCGGGUCUGCACACGGUGUGCGGAGCCGGAGACACAAAAUCCCGUAAUGGCCUCGCCAUCCACAUGUACACCUGUAACACAUCAAUGACCGACAAGUGUUUCCAGAAUGCAGAUGGUGACUUUCUUAUUGUUCCUCAACAAGGUGAAAUCUUGAUUACUACGGAAUUUGGAAAGAUGAUGGUGGAGCCCACCGAGAUUUGUGUCAUGCAGCAAGGGAUGCGUUUCACUGUGGAUGUGUUUGGGGAGACCAGGGGAUACAUUCUGGAGGUCUUUGGAGCCCAUUUUGAACUUCCAGAUUUGGGUCCUAUUGGGGCUAAUGGACUUGCUAACCCCAGGGACUUCCAAACGCCUGUGGCAUGGUAUGAGGAUCGCACUGUGGCCACUGGUUACACCAUUGUCAAUAAGUACCAGGGGAAGUUCUUCUCCUGUCAACAGGAUUUUUCGCCAUUUAAUGUAGUGGCAUGGCAUGGAAACUACACACCCUACAAAUACAACCUGGAGAACUUCAUGGUUAUCAACUGUGUAUCAUUUGAUCAUGCCGAUCCAUCGAUAUUCACUGUACUGACAGCAAAGUCCACAAGACCAGGUGUUGCCAUUGCAGAUUUUGUGAUCUUUCCUCCUCGCUGGGGUGUGGCUGACCAUACCUUUCGGCCCCCUUAUUACCACAGGAACUGCAUGAGUGAGUUCAUGGGAUUGAUCAAGGGUCACUAUGAAGCAAAGGAAGAAGGUUUCCAACCCGGAGGCGGCAGUCUGCACAGCAUAAUGACUCCUCAUGGGCCUGAUGUGGAGUGUUUUGAGAAGAACAGCACAGUUGUUCUUAAACCAGAGAGAGUUGCAGCGGGCACUAUGGCAUUCAUGUUUGAGUCGUCCUUCAAUAUGGCUGUGACUAAAUGGGGUCUUGAAACAUGUCAACGUUUGGAUAAGAAUUAUUACAAAUGUUGGGAGAGCUUAAAGAGUCACUUCGAUCCAAAAUGGAAACCAAGCAGCAAAUAAAAAAGGAAAGGUUAAGCACUUUCAGUGUCGCAAGAUAUAAACCUUUGAAAUUGAAUGAGUUUUUAAUAGAAAGAAAUGAGAAAUGUUUAGAUAACAGAAAACUAUACAAUGAAAAAUGCUGUUGGAAUAACACCAAAGAAAUAAAUAAAUAACCAAACAUAA
Molecule: messenger RNA, 1731 nt
Organism: Triplophysa dalaica
Lineage: Eukaryota; Metazoa; Chordata; Actinopteri; Cypriniformes; Nemacheilidae
Gene: hgd
Product: homogentisate 1,2-dioxygenase
Exons: 14
Coding region: 238-1569 (443 amino acids)
Biological process (GO): L-phenylalanine catabolic process
Cellular component (GO): cytoplasm
Molecular function (GO): homogentisate 1,2-dioxygenase activity
Source: RefSeq, a predicted model, not a curated record